CGAUACAUUUGAUGGAAUAUCAGGCGUCGUAAAAGAUGUAAUCAGAGGGAAAAUAGGAAAAGCUGUUUAAAAGUGUACACGCUUGCGGUGUAGAAAAUGACGUCGAAAGAUGGCGGUAGUGUCGGUAUAAUCUAUUCAUUGCCCGUUCUCAGCGUUCAAGUCCAAAAUUAGUAAAUAAAGAUGGUGGCAGCGCGUGAGCUGUGUGCGGUAUCGUCAGACGAAAAAUGUCUGGUAAAAUGAAGUGGAAACGGAGAACGUGCGCGAUCUCUAAGGAAAAUCCGAAAGUCGUAGAGACUUAGUGAUCGGGUACACCAUACAGACGCUAAUAACAGUGUAAAUAGUGUAUCUUUCCUUAGUUCCCCGGGAGCGGAUAGCAGCCGCAAAAGAGGAUAAUUUGGCUCCAGAGUUCACUGUAAGAUCGAAGGGAAAUAAGGGAAAAUGGUGGUCGGCGAGGCGAGCAUACAUAACAUUAUGGGAGGAAUGGAGAGCACGGCCGGGGUACGACUUCACAAUCACAAACGGAAGCUGAAGCAAAGGUUCGACAUCAUCAAGAAGCUCGGUCAAGGUACUUACGGCAAAGUUCAACUAGGAAUCAACAAGGAGACCGGGCAGGAGGUCGCGAUAAAGACCAUCAAGAAAUGCAAGAUAGAGACGGAGGCCGAUCUGAUCAGGAUACGAAGGGAGAUCCAGAUAAUGUCCAGCGUCCAGCAUCCGAACAUUAUCCACAUAUACGAAGUGUUCGAAAACAGAGAAAAGAUGGUGCUGGUAAUGGAGUACGCGGCCGGUGGCGAGCUGUACGAUUACUUGAGCGAGCGCAAAGUGUUGACCGAGCACGAGGCUCGUCGAAUAUUUCGUCAGAUCGCCACCGCCGUCUUCUACUGUCACAAGCACAAGAUCUGCCACCGGGACUUGAAGCUCGAGAACAUUUUACUGGAUCAACUGGGGAACGCCAAGAUCGCCGAUUUCGGCCUGUCGAAUGUGUUCGACGAGCAACGCCUCUUGAACACGUUCUGCGGCAGCCCGCUUUACGCUAGUCCCGAGAUCGUCAAGGGUACUCCUUAUCACGGUCCCGAGGUCGACUGCUGGAGCUUGGGCGUUCUACUCUACACCCUCGUUUACGGCGCCAUGCCCUUCGACGGCUCCAAUUUCAAGCGACUAGUCAAACAGAUCUCGCAGUCGGAUUACUUCGAACCGAAGAAACCCUCGCCCGCUUCUCCCCUUAUCAAAGACAUGCUCACCGUUUGCCCCGGCAGACGAGCCGACAUCGAGAGGAUUUGCACCCACUGGUGGGUGAACGAGGGCUACGAGCAGAAUUGUCUGGACAUCGCCGAAGAGCUGGCCGCUCAAACUCCCGUGCGAUUGGAUCUGCUGCUCUCUCUGGUACCGCAAUCCGCCAGCGCGGAGAAGUUGGUCGUCGGCGACCAGCAACCCACCGCCGGAGACGUAGCGAACAACGUCUCUUCCGAAGCUCUGGUACCUACCAGGUGCCACUCUGUCGGUAGUCUGAUGGAGUUGGAUCGGAACAGUUCCGAUAGGCGGAUCAGAGAGUUACUCGACGAGGAGCCGCCGACCGGCGGAGGAGAGGCCAAGAGGAAGUUGGAGACGACGCCGUCGAUGGACGAGACGGCUGCCGCCGGCGCAAAGAGGAAGGAACGAUCGCGUAGGAAAGAGCGGCCGGACGAGAGGGAGGCCAGAGCGUACAAGUCCGCUUCCAGGCACCACUCGGCUCCGAUUCCAAACUCGAUCACGGAGGAAGCUAUGGAAGUGGAUCCCACCGUAUCUCUUCCUACCAGCAAGACCCUCGACAUGAACAGGAUCGAAUCUUCGGCGGCCUGUUUGGAGCUGAUCAAAGAAUGCAUCGAGAAGUCGCCGAGCAAAGAGCGAAGCAAAACACCGGUGGCACCGGUGGAACGGGAGCAAACCCCAGAAGAUCGACCGCGAGCCGACCAUCAGCAGAAAUCCUCCUCGUUGGACGGCGAACCGUCGAGAUCGUUGGAGACUGCCGAUCGAUCGUCCACAGCUGCCGCUCUUUCCAACCUCGAAGGAACGCGCGAAGAAGCGAUCGUUGGAAGCGACAGCCAAGAGACGAUCAACUUGGAGGCGACUCAAAGAGAAUUCAAAAAGUUGAAAGAGAAGGCGCUCUCUCUCGACUCGGAGCUGCCGAACGAGUCGCGGGACGUUCCAGCGGCGAGGACCUCCUUCGAAAGGAGGCGAUCCAAGAUAUUCGAGACCGCGGAGAAGUUCAAUCAGUUGGCGUCGGCCGUGGAAAACGAGAAGCCGAAGAAAAUCUUUAUACCCGGUGUGAACGUGGGAGGAGCGAAGCGUGUGUUCGAGAGAAAAGCCAGUCUCUCCUCCGUAAAUACACCUCCGCCCGCGAAACCGACCGCGGCCAAGAUGAUCAUCGACGUUCCAACCGCGGAUGCGAAGAGGAACGACGCGUCGAAGCAAUCGGUUCGUAACGAGGAAGAGGAAGACGAGAAGAAGAAAACGGAGGAGGAGGAGGAGGAGGAGGAGGAGGAGGAGGCUGCGAAGAAACGAGCCGUCGAUAUAAUAACCGGGGCCAUCGGAAAGCCGCCCAUGCAGAGGAGGAUAAACGGAUCGCCACCGAUCUCGCCGUCCAGUCAAGAACCGAAGAAACUUCCGUUGAAGAUACCGGUUGGAGCGAACGAUCUGCGCUCCGCCACGGUCUCCGUCUCCACGCCCGUUCAAACAAAGUUCCCCUUCGACGAAAAACCGACAGACAUGGAGAAAGAGGCAACGGCUGCCGUUACCUCCGAGGCGUCUACCAUCGACGACGAUACGCAGCUGGAGGAGCCGAAGAUGUCCAGCAAAAUGGAAAUUACUCUGAAGAGCGCCACCCUUCCUAGACCACGAAAGACCAGCAAAGCGGAAAUUUCUCUCUCGGGUAUGAAAUCUCCGGGGAAAGCUCCGGUGGCGUUCAAGUCCGAAGUGGAGGCGAAGAUCGACGCGUUUCAACCGCAGAAGCUGCGGACGCAACGCUCGGAAGUGGCGUUUCCGGUCGCUGCAGCUGUACCGCAAGCGAGUCGAAGCUCGAGUUUGGAGCCGGAAACCAGACCGAGGAACGUUACACCGAAGGAGAGGAUAAUACCGAUUCAAGUGGAAUCGGACCAUCGACACUCGUCGACACCGCCGCCGGCUAAGCCACCGCCGAUGCCUCAGCGAUCGGUUUCGCAGCGAUCGGGAUCGUUGUCCCGCCAGUCGACCGCAGAUUCGGACACGGACAGCGCUCUCGGCUCGACCGUUGGUCCCGAGCCGAUCAGAAAGAGUCCUCGCGAAUACAUAAUUCCGAUAGCCAUGGAAGGCGGCGGGUACGUUACCCCUCGGUCGGGUAGCGCCGAGCCUGAAAGCAAAACUGGUAGCACGCCGACCAGCACGAACGCCCCGCGAUCUAGAUUCGGCAGACCGCGACGAAUGAGUUCUCUUCUAUCGGACGCCAGCGAAGACGAAUCUCCGUUCUCUUCGUUGCACAGGGACAGCGAGGAUCUGUUGCAACGGCACAUGCAUCGGCUGAGAAGUUCUCGACCGUCAAGGCAACCGCCGGAACACGCGGACAGCUUGUCUUCCGGCGAGGACGACGACGACGACGGAUUCGAAUUGCUCACCGCGGAGAAUCUCUUCUCCACGCUGUUGUCCAGAGUGCGAAGCUUGACACAGAGGCUGAACGUCGACGACAACCGCACCACCACCGGCUUCCCGAGUUCCCGACUCUUCGGAAGACUAGGAUCCAAUUCGUCCCAAGCUUUUUGGGGCUUGAAUAAACCGUUGUCGAGCUACCAGACAUACGUCGAAACGAGGACCGUCACUACGCGAUUGUCGGAGUCUCAGUUCAGGCAUUCGCUGAGCCGCGAAGGCGACGUGUUCUCGAGGAAAGACUCCGUGAACUCGUCGAACCCUACCACCCCGAACAGUCCAGGAUCGCACGGUGGUGGUGCUACACCGUCGUCGAGGGAAACGGUGUUCGAUAUCGGCAGCAACACUUUACCAAGAGAUAAAGUAGCACGCAAAGACGUAGAAGCGGAGCCGACGCGAGUAAGAAACGAAACGCAGGAGUCGUUAGAGCAAAAUUUCACGCCGAGCUUGGCCAGACGGCUGAGCAGAACGUUGAUCGAGCAAACCAGGCGAUCUUUGACGAGAUCGCCUUCCGCGUCCUACGAGACCGCCGCCAGGGAGGCGAACGCCGCUGCUUCCCUGGACGCGUCCGAGGCCGUCGAUCGCUCCUCCAUCUCGACCGUGUCCGAUCAGACCGAGUACAAGGCUCGAUCUUCUCCGAACAACAGGCCGAUCAUCAGGAGAGCCAACAGCUUGCUCGAGGCGUCCUCCCUCGCCGCCGGCGCCAACAGAUCGCGCCGCUCUCCUAGGCGGACCGUCAGCCUCUUCGAGGAUCGCGCAAACGACGAGGACGCGGACGCGGACGGCGACGGCGACGGCGAAUCAUCCUACUUUCGCGACUACCAACUCGCCAACUUCUCUGCCUACCCCAGAGAAACCUCCACCUCUCUGGCCAGGUGGUACAAGGAAUCGCCGUCCCGUGCCAGCGCGAGCAAACUUCGAAAGGACAGUUUCCGUUCGUACAGAGCGGAGAAGAUCCAAGAAGAGACUACGGACGACGCGUUGAACGACAGAAGCGAGACCGUCUCGGAGUGCACGUCCGCCUCCGUUUGCGACUCCAACACCAAUCUCUUGGACGUGACUUCCAGCUUGUCCGCAAAGUCCUACGAAACUUCGCCCACCGAAUCCUCCUCGAACAUAGUCGACUACAAGUCCAGGAACUUCGAGGACAGAUUGCUGGCCGCGGAAAAUCUCAUCAAAGAGUCCAAGCUGAAGAAUCUAGGACCGCCGUCCGUCGGGAAAUUCGAUCCGAAUUUGACCUCGAGCUACCGGGACACGGACAAAUGCGACAAACGCUCGUUGAUCUCGAUCGCCGAGACGACGGCCAGCGGCGCUUCGAACGUCUCCAAGAGGCGAAGCUGCAUCCCCAGCCUAAGACUACGUUCGGGAUCGUUGACCAGAGUUGACCAUCCGACGAGCACCGGCGGGGAUCGCAGGAAGUCGUACGCGGGCUCGCAACACGCCGCCGUUUUCGCCGCGCGAGCUCUCACUCCGGAGAAAUCGCUGCUGAGCAAGUUGUUCAAGACCGCGACGAGCCGCGACAACGAUUCCAAGGAGGAGAAGGAGAAGGAGAAGACGAAGCAACGUCGGAUAUCGCGAUUUCUACGGCCGGACUUCUUCGACACGCCCAGGGAGGAGAGUCGAUACGUGAAGGAGAAAGAGGCGCAGAAAGCCGCGGAGAACGAGCGACGGAAAUCUCGAUUUAUUCGUCGGAAAACGGAGAACAAGGCAGCGGCGACGGAGGGAACGGAUGACAGGGAAGAGCAACGGGAGAAGGAGCUGAAGAACGAGAUCAAUUCUCUGAAGAGGGACCGGGUAGACUCGGAGGAGGAGAAAUCGAAGGCGGAGACGGUGAACGGGGAAGAGGGCUCGCGAAACGGCUUCCUGCAUUCGUUGGAGAAGAAGCUCGAGAGGCUUCGAUCGUCGAACGACGAGCAGUCGACGGAGGAGGAAAAGGCGAACGGGAGGGAACGAUCCGCGCCUCCCGUCGUCUGUUCCCCCUGCUCGAAGGAACGCGCUGCGGCCAAAAGGGCUUCCAGCGUCGAAGAUCUGUCCUCGCCGAAGAAGCCAAGCCAGAGCUCCUCGAAGAGCAGAGUCUCUUCCGUUUUAGGUUUGUUCAAGGCCGCGGAUACGAAACAGUUGGCGAACGGGACACGCUCGCAAACCGCGAUUCUCGGCAAACUGAAAAGGAGCCCUACGAAAUCGGCAGAGUCGCACGCCGGUUCGGAGGACGCGAUCUCCCCUACCGUUGGAAGCCGAAUACCGACAAAACUCGGCAACGUCGACUCCAAGACCACGCGGAAGCAACCAACGACGGGCGGCGACGUGAAGAGGACGCCGGACAGAGCGUUUGUUGCGAAGGAGAACGAGAAGGUAUUUUCCGGCGGAAAAUCAACGAGCAAAGUGAAAAAGGCGAGCAAGUCGUCGGUGGAGAACGGCUCGUCCGCGGAGCCGAGUAAACCCGAAGACGCGGCCGAGAAGGACGAGGAAAUUGGUAAAAUCGUACGAGCGGUGAAGAAGAUUACGAAGAGAUCGAGCGACGCCAAUAAUACCGACGGCAACAAACCGACGCCGGAGGAGAAAGGAAAGUGUGUGAAAACGCGAACGAAGAAAAAGAUGGAGAAGAGCCCGGAACCUGUCCCCGCUGCAGGGAAACCGAAGGAGAACGGGCUCGAGUCGCAAGCGAACAAGAGUCAAGAAUCUCAGCGAGCGAACAGAAGCAGCCUGAAGCUCGACCUCUCCAAGAUACCGCAGCACUCCUUCAGGAAUACCACGCCCAAGAAGGACUCCCCGAAAUCCGAUUCGCCGAAGCCUACGCCCCCGAACGAGAACGUACCCGACGAGCUUCACCGCGCCAGCAUCACCGGCAACAAGAUAACCAUCGACAAAGCUCUGCGCGCCAAAGACGUGGCCGAAUUGAAGAGAGAGGUAACCGAGUGCGCCAGACUGAUCGAAAGCCACGCGGCGGCGGCCGCGGCGGCGGCGACCGCCGAAGAGGCGGUCGAAGAGGCGAUCGAGCAACCACCUCCUGACCUACUCUCCCCCACGGACGAGCCGCCCGAGAGUUUCGACUCGUGGUCGGUCAGCUCGGCGGAAUUGAGCCACGCCAGGCCUGAUUUGCACUCGCCUACCUCCCCUUCGCGUUCCCUCUUCGCCAGAAACGACAAUCCCGAGUCGGUGAUCGACAGGAUACGCAGACGAAGCUUCUACUCGCGGUUCAACGACAGGCGAAGACCGUCCUUGACCACGCCACCGCCGGGCCUCGCCUUGUCCACUAGCACGACCUUGCCGCGAAAGUUCAGCUUCAGCGGGCAUCGGGAUCGAAGCAGAUACGGUAGCACCGCCGCUGGCUACGGGUUACCCUCCAAGCCCGCGAGGCACUCGGUCGAGAGAAACAGCUCCUCGUACAGCUUGUACGGAGACGACAGCAGCCCGAUCCUCCGCCACCGAUCUCUCGAUCGAGGGAGUCGCUAUUCCGACAUCGCCGAUUUAAAGUCACCUACCGGCCACCUUUCUCUUUCCUCCUCUUUCGAUCCGCUCAGGAGGUACCUGAGAUCGCCGACCUUCGACCUUCCCCCGUCCAGGACGAGGUACCACAGCGUUGAUUUCACCGCGGACCCGGAUUUAACCGGUCUCGGCUCUCUACCGCGAAAGUACGGGACCGUCGAGUAUUACGAGGAGCUGCUAGCUCCGAGCACCGGAGACUACUUGCCAGCUAGGAGAUCGCCCAUGUCCGCGGAUUAUUUGAACAGGUACGAAAAUGGUUACUACAACGGGAACACGGAGCUGCACUCGAGUGCCGCCAAACGGAAGGCUUACGCGUCGGAAGAUUCGUCGAUGCUCGAACCUUCAGCUAACGGUGGUGCUUGCGACCACCACCACGACGACGCGACGGAACGGAGAAGGAGCAAAGGCGAUCGCGUCAGCGAAACGCGACACUCGGCUCCGACUGCGUGCACGGAGACGACCGCUGCCACCGCCAUCGCCAUCUCUCCACCCGAUCGUAGUUAAUUUACUUCUCGUUUUAUUAUUAUCAUUGCCGCGCGUUCCCUGUCACGUCCACCGCCGAACGUGGAUGGACAUGCGAUCGUGUCCAACGAACGAUACCGCCGACCUAUACAGCCUAAUCAACUGCCAAAAUGAAACCUCGAGAUCUUUCAAGCAGAUUUAGAACUGGCAGCGAAACUAUACCAAACCGAUUCCCCACGUCUUCUUCUAGUCUGUUGUGUAAUUUAAUCGAUAGAAGGUUUCGCCGAAACUGCCCCCCAA
Molecule: messenger RNA, 7899 nt
Organism: Habropoda laboriosa
Lineage: Eukaryota; Metazoa; Arthropoda; Insecta; Hymenoptera; Apidae
Gene: Nuak1
Biological process (GO): microtubule cytoskeleton organization; intracellular signal transduction; protein phosphorylation
Cellular component (GO): cytoplasm
Molecular function (GO): protein serine/threonine kinase activity; ATP binding; tau-protein kinase activity
Source: RefSeq, a predicted model, not a curated record